UCGUAUUCUUGGCGCUGCCACCUUUCCACUUUAAUCUGUCGAUCAUGUUGCCCAGGUUGGAACUUCACAAUUCACCUCACGCGAUGCUUGAGCUGGCCUCAUUUCAGUUGCACGCCGUCACUCGCUCCACGAGGAUUGAACCUCGCCCUCUUCCCUCAAUGCUGUCUUUUCGGACAAGGCAUUAAUCCUCAAUUCCCCCCAAUCCCCCCCCGGACCAUCCGUAAUGGGGGCCAUACACCACCUCGGCCACCAACUCCGGCCACGGUCCCGCCAGGCAGCUCUACGGCUCAGGAAUGUCGCGGUAGCCUUCACCUUCUGCCUGGCCAUCUUCUACUUCCUCCGCCGGCCCGCACCCCCGAGCGAAGUAGACCUCCUGGAGCAGCACAUGAACGCAGGACCGCCAAGACACCCCAUCAACGUGGUCAAGAGCAGCGUCGACUGGGGGCGCAUCACGGCGCGCUUCCCGCCGCGGGAGCACCCGGUGAAGCUACCGAAGCACGCGCCCGGGCAGCGCGGCCCGCUACUGCCGCGGAUCCAGCACCGGUUCGGGAAGGAGACGGCCGAGGAGCGGCAGACGCGCGAGGCCCGCCGCGAUGCCGUGCGCCAGCUCACCCGCAAGUGCUGGGACAGCUACCGCCGCUAUGCCUGGAAGCGCGACGCCCUGCUGCCGCUGUCCAAGGCCGGCCGCGACCAGUUUUCGGGCUGGGCCGCCACGCUGGUCGACUCGCUCGACACGCUGUGGAUUAUGGGGCUGAGGGAGGAGUUCGAUGAGGCGGUUGCCGCGGUGGCUGAGAUUGACUUUGGUGACUCGUCCACGCCGAUGGUUAACAUCUUCGAAACCAACAUCCGCUAUCUCGGCGGGCUGAUGGCUGCAUACGACCUCUCCGGGCGGGCGGUGCUGUUGGAGAAGGCGAUCGAGCUGGGCGAUCUGAUCUACGGCGGGUUUGACACGGCGAACCGCAUGCCGGUCGACAACAUCAACGUCGUGGCCGCCGCCAACGGGCAGGGUCUGAUGGUGGAGGCUGCCGUGGUAUCAGCGUCGCCGGGGACGCUGACCCUAGAAAUGACGCGGCUGAGCCAGAUCACAGGCGACCCCAAGUACUACGACGCCAUCACGGGCAUCGUAGACCUCUUCUUCCGCGGCCAGAACCAAACCGCCUUACCAGGUCUCUUCCCCAUGAUGGUAUCCAUGUCGCGCGAGGACGUAGUCACGGGCGCCACCUUCACCCUCGGCGGCUGCGCGGACUCACUAUACGAGUACUUCCCCAAGCUGCACGCCCUCCUCGGCGGGCGCGGCGGCCCCCAACUCCCCGGCCUCACGCGCGGCUUCAUGGACGCAGCCAAGCGACACCUCUUCUUCCGGCCCAUGCUCCCCGACCCCGAACCCGACCCCACCUCCCCCAGCUCCACCCCCACCCCCACCCCCGACAUCCUCCUCAGCGGCAACGUCAACGUCGACGCCGACCUCACCCCCCACCUCGACCCGGAAACCGAACACCUCGCCUGCUUCAUCGGCGGCACCUUCGCCCUCGCCGGCCGCCUCCUCACCUCCGAAGCCGACGUCGCCGUGGGCGCGCGCCUGACGCGCGGCUGCGUGUACGCCUACCGCGCUUUUCCCACAGGCCUGAUGCCCGAGCGCCUCAACAUGGUCCCCUGCCCCAGCACCGACCCCGACACGCCCUGCGCGUGGGACGAGGCCCGCUUCGAGGCGGAGCGCGCGCGCAGACCGGAGUAUAAGGCGCAUCUGCCGAGGGGGUUUACGACGGCGAAGGAUCCGCGGUAUAUACUGCGGCCGGAGGCGAUUGAGAGUGUUUUUUAUUUGUGGCGGAUUACCGGGGAGGCGGAGUGGCGCGAGGCGGCGUGGGAUAUGUUUGAGGCGGCGGCGCGGGCGACGGCGACGGAGACGGGGAGUGCGGCGGUGCUGGAUGUUACGGUGGAGGGGGAGGGGGUGCGGUUGGACGAUUAUAUGGAGAGCUUCUGGAUUGCCGAGACGCUCAAGUACUUUUAUCUCAUCUUCUCGCCGCCUGAUCUCAUCAGCCUCGACAAGUAUGUUCUCAACACGGAGGCUCACCCUUUCCUGCUGCCACAGCCAUGACGGGUUGGCCGUUAGAAUGGGUGGGGGAGGGCAUUGGCGUUGCUAGGGCAUCCUGUAAGGUACUUGUAUGGCAACCUGUGAGAUAUUGUGCUACGAAUCAUUGUGGAAUAAGUCGUGUCCCGGUCUUGAGGAUCUAGCGCUGGCAGCAGGGGCAGUUCCAAGUCGGACGACGUGUUCGUUGGCACUCCGCUUGGGAUGAGUUUGCCCGAUACAAAAAUACCCAACGAUGUGAUUGCUUCCCAUAUCAUAACUUCCUCGAACGCUCUCCACGGACCAAAACGCGGGCGCAAAAGUGAUAUUGGUAUUUAUCAUCAACAAACCAGCCCUUCCCCCCCCACCC
Chaetomium fimeti is the source of this 2435-nucleotide messenger RNA. Its product is annotated as glycoside hydrolase. The coding region runs from base 224 to 2095 and encodes 623 amino acids. The transcript is spliced from 2 exons. Gene Ontology annotation, biological process: mannose trimming involved in glycoprotein ERAD pathway; carbohydrate metabolic process. NCBI's taxonomy places the organism in Eukaryota, Fungi, Ascomycota, Sordariomycetes, Sordariales, Chaetomiaceae. Gene Ontology annotation, molecular function: calcium ion binding; mannosyl-oligosaccharide 1,2-alpha-mannosidase activity. Gene Ontology annotation, cellular component: endoplasmic reticulum; membrane. The record is from RefSeq and is a predicted model, not a curated record.